AAGUAUUUAUUUUGACUCGACGUUUGCCUUAUCCGUUCAGCUCAUCGUCAUCUUCUUCCUCGCCUCUGAAGUUUCAAAAAUCCAAAGGAAGAGGAUAGAGAACAAUGGCGCAGAUGGUUGCGAUGCCCGUAGCGCACUCGCUCUCCCUCAUUUGUAACUGGACAAAACCCAAUCCUCUCACUCGCAACACUCUUGCCCUUCCAGCUUCAAACGCUCCCAAUAAGCAGAGCUUAAGCAUCAGGUGUGCUCGUGUAGGAGGUGUGGAGAUUCCGAGUAACAAGAGGAUUGAGUACUCUCUUCAGUACAUUCAUGGGAUUGGUCGAACCAGAGCUCGCCAGAUCCUCGUUGAUCUUCAGAUGGAGAACAAGAUUACUAAAGACAUGGCUGAGGAAGAGCUCAUCGUUCUUCGUGAUGAAGUCUCCAAGUAUAUGAUCGAGGGUGAUCUGAGGAGGUUCAAUGCUCUUGCUAUCAAGAGGUUGAAGGAGAUACAGUGUUACCGUGGGGUAAGGCACAUCCAAGGGCUGCCAUGUCGUGGACAGAGAACCAAGAACAACUGCAGGACUCUUAAAGGCAAGAAAAUUGCCAUUGCUGGCAAGAAGAAGGUUUCCAAGUAACCAUCUUCUUGUUCUGUAAUACUCUUUUUUCACUUUGUCUAGUUUCUCUGUUUAAAAUGUGAUUUGUAAUCCCUGAAACUUGGUUCAAAUUGAGCCCUUUCCAGAUUAUCUUUAUCUUAAGUUCCA
Brassica oleracea var. oleracea is the source of this 740-nucleotide messenger RNA. Its product is annotated as 30S ribosomal protein S13, chloroplastic. Gene Ontology annotation, molecular function: RNA binding; structural constituent of ribosome. The record is from RefSeq and is a predicted model, not a curated record. The coding region runs from base 105 to 614 and encodes 169 amino acids. The transcript has 3 exons. Lineage: Eukaryota; Viridiplantae; Streptophyta; Magnoliopsida; Brassicales; Brassicaceae. Gene Ontology annotation, cellular component: ribosome; small ribosomal subunit; mitochondrion. Gene Ontology annotation, biological process: translation.